AAUCAAUAGCCCAUUACAGCUGACUGUAUCUCCUACCUCUUCUUUAGCUCCAGUUAAAAUGUAAUUGCUUGCAGCUUAAUUUUUCAGUGACUGACCCUUUUACAGUAUCAAACCAUGGCUAAGAUUGAUGGAGCCAGCCUAGGCUACGCAUACCACCUGCCUUCAGGUGGGUGCCUACUGCGCCUGCGCAACGCCUUGUCUCAGUUUAGUGACUUGUUCAGCGAGUUCAACAAAUACAUAGCUCCUGCCUACCAUCAUGAUCGCUGUGAGAGAUCGGUCCAGAUGCGACUGUAUUCCAUGCAGAAAGGAGAAUUCGUUAUGGUCUUCCUUGCCUUUUUCUGCUGUCUUGGCCUCAGUGUUUUCAUUGGUUUAGCAGGUCCUCCCAUCACCAAGACCUCACAUAUAAAAGGCAGCUCUGUAUUGGAAACCCACAAUCUCAGCUUGGACCUGAUGGCUCAAGGACCAUUUCCCAUCCAGAGUCCCUCCAUCACAGUGUACAGGCAGCAACUGUGGGUCAUAGCCGUCAUGCAGACUGACAACUCUGAUGAUGAAGUCUAUGAAAAGCCAUUCCAGGUUUCUAUUUCUAUUGAAGGCAUUUCUCCUGGACAUAAGAAGAUUCCUGUGAUGCGGUCUGACAGAUACCACAACAGAACGAGACACUUGCGGUGUGCCAAGCAGACAUGUGAGCCUGUCACAGUAUUACAUCUCGGGUACUUGUAUUUCUCCCGCUACUUGUUCACCGUUCAUCUCUACGGUCUGCAGAGCUUCCACAAGCUUUACCACAUCCGGGAAAUUAACUUCUUUUUCAAAAGUUACAACCCUGGCUUCACACAAAUCGAGAUGUGGUUUCGACUUAUUUUUCUGAUGGUAACCUUUGGAGUUACGUGCUGGUUUUCAUUGACUUUACGAACAUUCUUCAUCCAUGACUGGUCCAUAGAACAGAGAUGGAUGUCAGUUCUUCUUCCUUUGCUCAUCCUGUACAACAACCCGAUCUUCUCUCUGACAUUCCUCAUGGACUCAUGGGUGCCAGGAAUGCUGGAUGCUGUAUUCCAGGCAUCAUUCCUAUGUGCUCUUCUGCUGUUCUGGCUCUGUGUAUACCAUGGACUCAGGCAGAAUGAGCGUCGCCUACUCACAUUCUACCUACCCAAGCUGCUGAUCGUAGGUCCGGUGUGGCUGUGUGCUGUUACCAUGGCGACCUGGCAGAAGUAUAAUGAGCACCUUGAUCCUACCUACAGCUACCAGCUGGAUACUUCUUAUUUCUAUAGUUUCAAACUAACAUUCUUCCUGUUCCUGGGGCUCUAUAUCACAUACUUGUUGUGCCUUAUCCUACGAGCCUACAGUGAACUUCGAUCCAUGCCGUUCUUUGAUAUGCGGCUCAAGUUUGUAACCCUGUUGAUGCUAAUCGUGCUGUCUAUCAGCAUGUCCAUCACAGUAUCCAGGUUCGGUCUGGGUGUGCUGGAAGACAAUUUUGUGGCCGACCUUUCAACAAACUAUGCGAGCUCUGCGCAGUUCAUGGCCUGCUACGGUCUCCUCAACUUUUACCUGUAUACAAUGGCUUACGUCUACUCCCCCAGCAAAAAGACCAUCUUUGAAACUGGGAUUACCAAAGACAAUCCAGCAUUCUCGAUGAUCAAUGACUCGGAUGAAGAUGUAAUCUAUGGAUCUGACGAAGAGAGCAGACAGCCACUGAACAGGAAUCGCAAUGAUGAUGACAGUGACUAAAGGGAUGGGUGGGGGACAAUGAACUCUCCUGACCGAGGAGUCUUGGGUUACACGGAUUGACAGCUGUGAAAGACUCAAAGAAUUCUUACUAAAACAGUAGCAGGUAAAUGAAUGAGGUAGUGUUUUUUAUUUAUGGCCAUAAUUUUAUUUUUUCAAAGUGUAAUUUUCAGUUUUUGAUAUAAAUUAUUUAGUAUUGUCUUCCAAGAAAUACUUUUCAGUAGUCAUGCAUACACAGAGUCUCUACAUUUUUGUUAUAAAUAAAAAAAUAACAUUACAUAUUUUAUAAUGUUAUUUAUUUUAAAUUUUUAUAAUGUCGGUAUUAUAUAUUUGUUCAGUAGUACAGUCAAUGAUUCAGAGAGUAUGCCAACUAUUAGGGUUGUGACUGCACGUGCAAGAGCUGAGUCAGUGAGGGAUACCAACAGGGGCCUCGAUCCUUUAAACAGAGUUUUAUGUUUUAUUUAAACAAUUUUAUCUCCAUUUUCCAUACUUAGAAGAGAUACAUAUUUGGCCAGAGAAUAAGUUAAGCACUAACUUAUUGUUUUACCUGCAACUAUAUACUAGUGUAAUGUUUAAGUAGUUAUUUGUAUUAAAAGUGUAGUGAAAUUUUUACAACUAUAUACUACUACAUGCCAAAGUAUGUGAUGUGUAAAUUUUUAAAUAUGUUUACAUGUAAACUGUUAACUCAUUGUACAAAUCUGAAAGCAUAAUUUAUAAAUAAAUUUAAUGUGUUAAUA
Homalodisca vitripennis (glassy-winged sharpshooter) is the source of this 2456-nucleotide messenger RNA. RefSeq names its product transmembrane protein 181. Gene Ontology annotation, molecular function: toxic substance binding. The transcript is spliced from 13 exons. The coding region runs from base 115 to 1722 and encodes 535 amino acids. Lineage: Eukaryota; Metazoa; Arthropoda; Insecta; Hemiptera; Cicadellidae. The record is from RefSeq and is a predicted model, not a curated record.